Verticillium nonalfalfae is the source of this 789-nucleotide messenger RNA. It is a transcript of the gene RPS3, whose product is annotated as 40S ribosomal protein S3. The record is from RefSeq and is a predicted model, not a curated record. Gene Ontology annotation, molecular function: RNA binding; structural constituent of ribosome. The transcript has 2 exons. Gene Ontology annotation, cellular component: nucleus; cytosolic small ribosomal subunit. The coding region runs from base 1 to 789 and encodes 262 amino acids. Lineage: Eukaryota; Fungi; Ascomycota; Sordariomycetes; Glomerellales; Plectosphaerellaceae. Gene Ontology annotation, biological process: translation.
AUGGCUGCUCCCGGCACUCAGAUCUCCAAGCGCAGAAAGUUCGUGGCUGAUGGCGUCUUCUACGCCGAGCUGAACGAGUUCUUCCAGCGCGAGCUGGCCGAGGAGGGCUACUCGGGCGUCGAGGUCCGCGUCACCCCCACCGUCACCGACAUUAUCAUCCGCGCGACGCACACCCAGGAGGUUCUCGGCGAGCAGGGCCGCCGCAUCCGCGAGCUCACCUCGCUCAUCCAGAAGCGCUUCAAGUUCCCCGAGAACAGCGUCUCCCUGUACGCCGCCAAGGUCCAGAACCGCGGUCUCUCCGCCGUCGCCCAGUGCGAGUCCCUCCGCUACAAGCUCCUCAACGGCCUCGCCGUCCGCCGCGCCUGCUACGGUGUCCUCCGCUUCAUCAUGGAGUCGGGCGCCAAGGGUUGCGAGGUUGUCGUCUCCGGCAAGCUCCGCGCCGCCCGCGCCAAGUCCAUGAAGUUCACCGACGGCUUCAUGAUCCACUCCGGUCAGCCCGCCAAGGACUUCAUCGACCACGCCACCCGCCACGUCCUGCUGCGCCAGGGUGUCCUCGGCAUCAAGGUCAAGAUCAUGCGCGGCUCCGACCCCGAGGGCAAGUCCGGCCCCCAGAAGUCCCUCCCCGACGCCGUCACCAUCAUCGAGCCCAAGGAGGAGCAGUCCGUCGUCCAGCCCAUGAGCCAGGACUACGGCGCCAAGGCUGCCGCCGCCCAGGCCCAGGCCGAGGCCGCGCGGGCCGAGGAGCAGCAGGAGGGUGGCGAGGAGGCGGCGCCCGCUGAGCAGCAGUAG